This is a messenger RNA of Cryptococcus deneoformans JEC21, 1692 nucleotides long. RefSeq names its product negative regulation of transcription by glucose-related protein, putative. Gene Ontology annotation, biological process: protein transport to vacuole involved in ubiquitin-dependent protein catabolic process via the multivesicular body sorting pathway. The transcript is spliced from 2 exons. The coding region runs from base 73 to 900 and encodes 275 amino acids. Gene Ontology annotation, cellular component: ESCRT II complex. The record is from RefSeq and is a predicted model, not a curated record. Lineage: Eukaryota; Fungi; Basidiomycota; Tremellomycetes; Tremellales; Cryptococcaceae.
CUCCUCCACAAUACCAGCCUCUAUCUGUUAUCCGUAACACUAUCACCUCUCCACCAAACGACACACUCCAUAAUGAGAAAAGGUGCAGGAAUAUCAGGUCUCGCAAGGCACACAGCCACAGCAUCUUCAUACUCCACCCUCUCUUCAAAUAUCACCGCUUCCCAAUUAUCUAACCUCGCAUCCUCUCUCCAAUCCUUCCGCACAGCCCUUAUCAACUUUGCCUCUGCACAUCGCGCUGAUAUCCGCAAAGAUCCUGCUUUUCGUCAUCAAUUCCAGAAGAUGUGUUCCGCCAUCGGUGUGGAUCCAUUGGCAGUCGGACCGGGGGCAGGAGGAGGUGGAAGAGGCUGGUGGAGCGAGGUUCUUGGAAUAGGAGAAUGGGAAUACGAGCUCGCAGUUCAGGUUGUAGACAUCUGUGUAUCUACGAGACCUGAGAAUGGUGGAAUAAUUGAGAUGGGGGAUCUGAUUAGGCGGGUGGAAAGGUUACGUUCUGGUGGCAUUUCUUCCUUGCGCAGUAUUCCUUCAAGUAAUCAACCAUCUACCUACACAAAUCCAGAGGAUGUUGGUCAAAUAACAUCUCAAGACAUUCUUCGCACACUCAAGCUGCUCCGUCCUUUAAAUGCUGGGUACACAUUGCAUCGUCCGUCCCCAUCGACUACAUAUAUACGAACAAUCCCUCGCUCCCUCGACACAGACCAAUCGACAUUGCUCGCAAUUGCAGCCACGACCAGAGGGCGAUUACGCCCUGCGAUUGUUAGGGAGCAGACUGGAUGGACCGAAGUUAGAGUGCGAACAGCAAUGGAAGACUGUGUCAUGCGUGAGGGGCUAGGCUGGGUUGAUGAACAGGCCGGGGAGUACAAUGAAGUGUGGAUAAUAGCGGCUACGGGGUUUGCUACAGGAUAAAGCAAGAUGUCAGAUUUGUUUGUGGGACCAUCCUUCUAGUCAGGUGAUCGUGUUUAUGAUCCUAACACAUAAUUUUCAUCCCAUGAGAUGUAUGCAAGAUGAGGAAGGUGGUGAGUAACUUGACACAUGGCAACAAACAAAUCAAAUGUUUUAUCCUAUUCACAUCUUUUGGUCCGCCAUAAACUCGUACCUGAAGUCUGCGACCUUUUCGAGGUCCUUUUCCGGGAAAUUCCUAUUCCAAUGAUGCGCGGCCCCUCAUUAAACUCGCGCAUAUGGAUCAUAUGGAUGUCUAUCCCGCUAAGAAUAAAUUGAGAUCAGCAGCGUCUCUCAGCAUGUACAAUGUGAUGUGCAUGGAACAAAGAAAAGGCAGAUUGAAGACAAAUGCGCAAGGAGGUCAUUAAUGGCAGGAAAGAAAGAUGUUGUGGUUCGGGGGAGUAAUUUAACGAUCAGAAGCAAGAGGACAGGCAGAAAGAUGAACCAGAAAAUGAAACAGCAAGGAGGGUAGGAGCCAAGAAUAAGGUGUCAAUGCAAGGCAUAGUAUUAUCAUCAAAGAGUAGAUAGAAGGAGAGCAGAGAUGGGCUUGGAAGGGGAAAAAAGAAUACAACAAAAGGGCCGCAGCGCGGGUAAAAGGAUAGCAAUAGGGAGAUGGACAGCAUACAAUUGCUACGAAAAUGAAAAGCGACCCAACAGCAUUCUCACAAUCAAGUUUCCAGAAACUGCCUAUACUGAGCUCCUUUAGCUAUAUGUAAGUACUCAAGCCCAUGCAUAUCGUCUAACCGACGUAAAUGUCCC